UCCAUAACAUUAUUUUUCAUCGAAUGACGUUGGUAUUCUCUACAAGCGUUCAACUGAUGGUUAGUGUAUGAUUUGGUCGCCUAAGCGACAGUGUCAUUGGUGCUAUUUGUACGGAGGAGAGAUAUGUCGUGUGGCCCUAUCAAUGAUGACUCGGUGUUUGAUAAAUAUCAGGAGGUUUUCAGUAGUUUGGACUAUAGUGGGAUUGUAUUUGCAACUAUAUGAAGUUGAUGGUCUAACCUGUGUUCAAUGCAGCACUAUGGUACAGAUGGGGAGACAGGCUUGCCUUUCCGGAAAUGUUUCUCCAACGAACUGCACAGCCGUAAACCAGACUUCCUGUAUUAAGUACGAAGGAGUCCUUAAUGGAAUGAAGUUCGUUUUUCGUGAUUGCGACCGUGGGGACUCUGCAAAUCUUUGCGAUGAGCGGGAAAUCGCAGACGAGAAGGUGAGCACCUGCUCGUACAGAUGUUUCCAUGAUGGCUGUAACGGUGCCACAAUCUCCAUAAACCAUCCAUUCGUCGGUAUAGUAUCCUUCACCAGCACUUUCCUGUGGACACUGGUGUAUCUGUACUGAGGUGAGGAUCGGUCUUAAUCUUGUUCAGGGACGCCAUGCAUGAUUGAUGUGAAGGAUUUCGAUAAAAACCAUCCCAGCAGACAGCCGUUAAAUUACAAUCAACUCGAUGUCUCAAAGUUUUGGGGAAAAUUUAGGUCAAACACUUCAUGACACGGACUGGUUAUGUUUGUCUAGAAACACGGACCGGUAAACAUGAUGAGGGAGUCGAAUGUUUUAUUCCUUAUAUGAAUUUGCUCAUUUAUUAUAUUAAAUGUAUUUUGAUGUGUAUGUAACAAUUAUUGUGAUUUCAUAAAGUACUUCAAUUUUAUUUUAACUAUCAAUGUGUUUAACGUAAGAAACAGACCAUAGGCAAAUGUAUUGACACUAAGCCAAACGU
Mizuhopecten yessoensis (Yesso scallop) is the source of this 947-nucleotide messenger RNA. RefSeq lists its product as uncharacterized. Lineage: Eukaryota; Metazoa; Mollusca; Bivalvia; Pectinida; Pectinidae. The coding region runs from base 68 to 571 and encodes 167 amino acids. The record is from RefSeq and is a predicted model, not a curated record. The transcript is spliced from 3 exons.